Vicia faba (fava bean) is the source of this 2046-nucleotide messenger RNA. Lineage: Eukaryota; Viridiplantae; Streptophyta; Magnoliopsida; Fabales; Fabaceae. The record is from the annotation of a GenBank genome assembly.
AUGAAACAAUACGCCAAAAACAUCCACCAACGAAUUACCAAUGCCAAAUCAAACCUCACACAAACCACUACUAACCUUACUCUAAAACAAACCAACCCUGCAAAACCUACCAACUUUCUCACACAGUGUAACAUCGAGAUUUCCAAAAAUGGUCGAAACGGCAACGUUAAAGCAGCAGAAACAAUAUUCCACAGAAUGUCCCAUAAAAACACGGUCACUUGGACAGCCAUGCUCACAGUUUAUGAGCAAAACGGUCAAAUUGCAAACGCCCGCAAACUGUUCGACGAAAUGCCUCAACGAACAACAGCUUCUUACAACGCCAUGGUCUCUGCUUACAUUCGUAAUGGUUGUAAUGUCACCAAAGCUUAUGAGAUUUUCGCCAUGCUUCGCGACCGAAAUGCGGUGUCAUAUGCUGCCAUGAUAACGGGUUUUGUUAAGGCAAGGAAGUUCAAUUUGGCUGAAAAACUCUACCUUGAAGCUCCACUUGAGUUUCGUGACCCGGUUUGUUCCAAUGCUUUGAUAAAUGGGUAUUUGAAAAUGGGUGAAACAAAUGGAGCUUUGAGGGUUUUUGAGAAUGUGAGGGAGAGUGAGAGGGAUGUCGUUUCUUGGAGUGCCGUGGUUGGUGGUUUGUGUAGAGAUGGGAAUGUUGGUUAUGCUAGGAUAUUGUUUGAUAGAAUGCCAGAGAGAAAUGUGGUUUCUUGGAGUGCAAUGAUUGAUGGGUAUAUGGAGAAAGGUUUGUUUGAAAAUGGGUUUUGUUUGUUUUUGGAUAUGAGAAAGGAAGGUGUUGUGGAGGUUAAUUCAACUACGAUGACUAUUAUGAUUAAAGGGUGUGGAAAUUGUGGCAGGGUGAAAGAGGGAAUGCAGAUUCAUGGGUUGGUUUCAAGGUUGGGAUUUGAGUUUAAUAGUGUUUUGAGUAAUUCUAUUAUUACUAUGUAUUCCUUGUUUGGUUGCACUGACAUGUCAAAGAAAGUGUUUUGUGUUAUUGCCAAUAAAGACUUAGUUGCAUGGAAUUCUUUGAUUUCUGGAUAUGUUUAUAACAAUGAAGUGGAUGCAGCUUAUGAGGUUUUUGAGAGGAUGCCAGAGAAAGAUUUGAUUUCUUGGACAGCUAUGAUCAGGGGGUUUGCAAAGGGUGGAAGAAUUGGGAAGGCCGUUGAACUGUUUAAUAUGUUGAAAGAGAAAGAUGAUUUUGUAUGGACAGUUAUUAUAUCUGUUUUUGUGAGUAAUGAGGAGUACGAGGAGGCUUUGCGUUGGUAUGUUCAGAUGAAUCAGGAAGGAUGCAGGCCAAAUCCUGUUACUAUUAGUAGUGUUUUUGCUUCUUCGGCUGCUUUGGUGGCACUGAAUGAAGGGCUUCAGAUUCAUUCCCAUGUUCUAAAGAUGAACCUGGAACACGACCUUUCGAUACAAAAUUCUCUUAUAUCAUUCUAUGCCAAGUGUGGAAACAUAACCGAUGCCUACAAGAUCUUCAUAGACGUCGAUGAACCAAAUGUUGUCUCUUAUAAUUCACUCAUCAAUGGCUUUGCACAAAAUGGGUUUGGCGAAGAAGCUCUCAAUAUGUAUAAAAGAAUGCAGAGUAAAGGCCUUGAACCCAACCGUGUUACUUUCCUUGCGGUUCUUUCAGCAUGUACUCAUGCAGGACUGAUUGAAGAGGGACGGAAUUUAUUUAACACCAUGAAAUCUCGUUACCGAAUUGAGCCAGAAGCUGAUCAUUACGCUUGCAUGGUUGAUCUACUCGGCCGUGCUGGUUUGCUUGACGAAGCUAUUGAUUUAAUCCGUUCAAUGCCGUUAAAGCCUCAUUCUGGUGUUUGGGGGGCUCUUCUUGCUGCAAGCAACGCUCACCUACGUCUUGACCUUGCUAAGCUUGCUGCUCAACAUAUUACCAAGCUGGAGCCUGCUAAUGCGACACCUUACGUGGUAUUAUCUAACAUGUAUUCUGCUUCUGGACAAAAGAUUGAGGGGGAUCAAUCACACAUGAAUAUUGAAGAGAUAAAAGCAAUAAUACUGACUAUAGAUAAAGGGAUGCAGUGGUUGUAUUAUUGUGGGUUCUAA